UCCAUCCAUCUAUCUCUCACACUGAUCCAGGCUCUCUCCACUACUAUAUGCAAGUUAAGUUAGUGCACUGAAGGAGAGCCUGAGAUACGUCGUCGUACACACUUGAUUAAUUAAUGGCGUGGAGGAACAGCGGGCGGGUGAAGGUGAUGAACAGGAGGAGCAGCAGGAUGGCAGUCAUGGCAGCCGCCGUGCUGGCCGUGUGCAGCUUUGCGGCGGUGACCAUGGCCCAGCUGGAGAUGGACUUCUACAGCAAGACGUGCCCGAACGUCGAGGAGAUCGUCCGGCGGGAGAUGGAGGAGAUCCUCCGGGUGGCGCCGACGCUCGCCGGCCCGCUCCUCCGCCUCCAUUUCCACGACUGCUUCGUCAGGGGGUGCGACGCGUCGGUGCUGAUUGACUCGACGGCCGGCAACGUGGCGGAGAAGGACGCCAAGCCCAACCUCACUCUCCGCGGCUUCGGGGCGGUGCAGCGGGUCAAGGACAAGCUCAACGCCGCCUGCCCGGCCACCGUCUCCUGCGCCGACGUCCUCGCCCUCAUGGCCCGUGACGCCGUCGUCCUCGCCAACGGGCCCUCCUGGCCCGUCUCGCUCGGCCGCCGCGACGGCCGCCUCUCCAUCGCCAACGACACCAACCAGCUGCCGCCCCCCACCGCCAACUUCACCCAGCUCUCCCAGAUGUUCGCCGCCAAAGGCCUCGACGCCAAGGACCUCGUCGUCCUCUCCGGCGGCCACACGCUCGGCACGGCGCACUGCGCGCUCUUCUCCGACCGCCUCUACAACUUCACCGGCCUGGUGAACGACGGCGACGUGGACCCGGCGCUGGACGCGGCGUACAUGGCGAAGCUCAAGGCCAAGUGCCGGAGCCUGAGCGACAACACCACCCUGUCGGAGAUGGACCCCGGCAGCUUCCUCACCUUCGACGCCAGCUACUACCGGCUGGUGGCCAAGCGCCGCGGCAUCUUCCACUCCGACUCCGCGCUGCUCACCGAUCCCGUCACCAGGGCCUACGUCGAGCGCCAGGCCACCGGCCACUUCGCCGACGACUUCUUCCGCGACUUCGCCGACUCCAUGGUGAAGAUGAGCACCAUUGACGUGCUCACCGGGGCGCAGGGCGAGAUCAGGAACAAGUGCUACGCCAUCAACAUAUAAUAAAGUAACUGCAUCUGCAUGCAUGCGCACUAAUCAAAGGUUCGAUUUAUUUGGUUUCUUCCGUCAAUUUUUUUUAAUUGGUUUCAGUUUAUUUGCAAAAAAGAUCGUGUUAAUUUGGUUUGGGUACAGUACAGAUGAACGAAUCCAUCACUGCGUACUAUGUAUAUGUGUGUAACUGAUGUACUAUGUACGUAGAUUGCAUGCCAAUGGGUUUCUUGUUUUGCUACUUUUUAAUUUGUUUUUUGGGGUGCGUGGCAUCUAUGUUCAACUCUUGUGAAUUCAUUCAUGAUAUAUGUAAUAAGUUCAAACGAGACAAUAACUAAAAUAUACUCUCUUUCACAAUUUAUCACUA
Molecule: messenger RNA, 1497 nt
Organism: Oryza sativa Japonica Group (Japanese rice)
Lineage: Eukaryota; Viridiplantae; Streptophyta; Magnoliopsida; Poales; Poaceae
Product: peroxidase 1-like
Biological process (GO): hydrogen peroxide catabolic process; response to oxidative stress
Cellular component (GO): plant-type cell wall; plasmodesma
Molecular function (GO): peroxidase activity; heme binding
Source: RefSeq, a predicted model, not a curated record